This is a messenger RNA of Closterium sp. Naga37s-1, 831 nucleotides long. The record is from the annotation of a GenBank genome assembly. NCBI's taxonomy places the organism in Eukaryota, Viridiplantae, Streptophyta, Zygnematophyceae, Desmidiales, Closteriaceae.
AUGCCAAGCCAUCCAGCUUCCCAUGCAGCCAUUAUGCCGGGCUAUGCAGCAGCACAUGGGGACGCUGAGGCAGGGAAGGAGAGCGGCGAUGGAGAGGAGGCGUGGGAUGGGUGGGGGGAAGGGAGUGAUGACGGUGGGGCAGGUGAAAUGGAUGACCCUCAGCUGGAGCUGUAUCGAAGCGAAGUGAGGGAGCAGCAGGCCGAGUUGGCUCGGAUGAGGGAGCAGCUGUCAGACCAGGAGCUGCGGCAGCAUGUGAUGUCAGCAUGCCCCAUGCCUUCACCAGAGCCGCAGCCGAAUAGGCCAAUAGCAGCAGCACCAACACCAGCAGCAACAGCACCAGCAGCAGCAGCAGCAGCAAGGGCAGCCACCCCUUCGAGUUACAGGAUCGCAAUGAAGCAAAGAACAGCAGCAGCAGCCGCCGCUGCUAGGGCAGCCACUCCCGCCAGUUACAGGACCCCAGUGCAGCAAAGAGCAGGAUUCGCUGCUGCCAGUGCUGCUGCUGCAGGGAAUGCAAGUGCGGGUGUGGGGCAUAUGGAAGGGCACUUGAACGGGGGGCAUGGAGCAGGGGGGGGAGAAGCAGCGGAGCAUGGGGAGGAGGGGGGAGGCGAGCGGAUUCGGCUGCGGGUGACUGGGAGCCUGGGAGAGCACAUGUUUCGACUGGCCAAGGGCGACAAGCUGGAAAAGCUGUUCACGGCGUAUGCCAACAAGGUGGGGGGGUUGCCAGUGGGCUCGUUCAAGUUUGUCUUUGAUGGCGAUGCGCUAAAGGGUGAUUCAACACCGGCAGACCUGGACCUAGAGGAUGAGGACCAGAUAGAAGCUGUGCGGAAAUAA